AUGACUACCCACAAAAUCAAACAAUUUUUCAAAGAUUUCGGAAAACAAUCCAAGGAAAACCUCGUCAGCCUCUUCAGGAGAAAAACAAGAGACAAUUACUUUAUUACCAUCCCUCACGAACAAAAUACUAGUACCACUUCAUCCGACACCAUUCCAUCCAAUGAACUCGGCAAGCCACUUCAAAAAGAAUUAUCACAAAAAUCAGAGAAACGAAAACGAGUUAUGAAACUCAUUCUUUAUUACUCUUUGGAAUAUAUCAUUCCUCUAUUAUGCUUGGGCCUUGUGUUGGGAGUGUUAUUGUCAGGAGGAAUUCCAACUUUCAGUCUUCCAUAUUUCUAUAUUGAGGAUCCCACUUUGAGUUAUCCCAAACAUCAACAUGACAUAUUACCUCUAUGGGAAGUAGCUGCAAUUUAUGUCCUUCUCAUUCCCCUUGUGAGCUUUCUCCUUUUUCAUUUACUUUUUAUCAGAAACUUGGUCGAUUUUCAUCAUGCAUUGGUAGGAUAUGUCCAAACAAUUGCUCUAUGUAUGGCAAUUACUGCUUUUGGUUGGCUCGUGUAUGGCGGAUAUAGACCUACAUUUCUCGUCGAAUGCAACCCAAAUAUGAAAGUUGUGAACGAACAUCGAAAAUCUGGAAAUACCUUGCUUCCCUAUCGAUACUUUAAACCUACAGACGUGUGUCAAAAUCCAGAAAAUUUCCGGCUCUCCAGUCCCUUAAUGACCUCGGGAUUUCCAAGUGGACAUGUAUCUUCAGUCAUGUCGGUUUGGCUUUUUUUCUUACUGUAUUUUGCUGGAAAGGCAGAUACUUGGAAUAGGAGAAAGGGUCAAUUCUGGAAAGUUUUCUUGUUUUUCCUACUUUUACUAGUACCAGUAUGGGUUGGAGUGACGAGAAUUGUCACUCUUAAACACACUAUUUCUCAAGUUGUGGUUGGCAUAUUGAUUGGAAUUUUCUCAGCACUUUUGGUCUAUCGAUACAAAUAUUGCUCAAUCUUUGGAGUUGAUGCAAAAACUCCAAAUUAUUACAUGUGGCAAAAGCAACAACCAUCUACACCUUAA
Messenger RNA from Naegleria lovaniensis, 1053 nucleotides. RefSeq lists its product as uncharacterized. The transcript is spliced from 5 exons. Lineage: Eukaryota; Heterolobosea; Eutetramitea; Acrasida; Naegleriidae. The record is from RefSeq and is a predicted model, not a curated record. The coding region runs from base 1 to 1053 and encodes 350 amino acids. Gene Ontology annotation, biological process: phospholipid metabolic process. Gene Ontology annotation, molecular function: phosphatidate phosphatase activity.